Molecule: messenger RNA, 3446 nt
Organism: Momordica charantia (bitter melon)
Lineage: Eukaryota; Viridiplantae; Streptophyta; Magnoliopsida; Cucurbitales; Cucurbitaceae
Product: receptor kinase-like protein Xa21
Biological process (GO): protein phosphorylation
Molecular function (GO): ATP binding; protein binding; protein kinase activity
Source: RefSeq, a predicted model, not a curated record
UCAAAGCACCAGAUUGCUACUGGCUCUGAUAAACUGCCAUCAGUUUCUUGAACUUCAUUCACUGAAGCUUAAUCCUUCUUAUGGAGUACUGUGGAAGCAAUCUCCAUUGUUUGAAAUGGUGCAAACUGGGGCUGUUUGUUAUGUCAUUUCUUCUACUUAAUCCUUCUUUGGCCUCAGCAGCAGUUGGAGGAAAUGACACAGAUAGGCUUGAAUUGCUUUCUUUCAAGUCUUGGAUAACUCUUGACCCAUUUCGCCUCUUCACCUCCUGGAAUGAAUCUGUUCAUUUCUGCAACUGGGAAGGGGUUAAAUGUAGUUUACAACAGAGGGUCACUGAGUUGAAUCUUCCCUCUUAUCAAUUUGUUGGUCAAUUGUCACCUUCUAUAGGGAACUUGAGCUUCCUUAUGGUAUUAAACCUCCAUAACAAUAGCUUUGGGGGGGAAAUUCCACAAGAUAUUGGCAGAUUGAGCAGGCUGCAAAUAUUGGACUUGGGAAACAACAAAUUUGUAGGGGAGAUUCCCUUCACCAUGUCAAACUGCUCAGAGCUCCAAUACAUUGGCCUUCUUAGCAACAAUCUGACUGGCGAAUUGCCGAGCAAACUCGGGCGGUUAUCCAAGCUUCAAGUACUUGAUUUGACUUCCAACCAACUGUUUGGAGAAUUGCCUGAAACACUUGGAAAUCUGUCAUCUCUCAGGGGCUUUUGGGCAAGUCUGAAUAAUUUCCAUGGAAGCAUUCCAAGUAGUUUUGGGCAGUUGAAAAAUUUGACAGAUCUUUCCAUUGGGGCAAACAAACUGACAGGUACUAUCCCUUCCUCAAUCUACAACCUUUCGUCCAUAAGAAUCUUAUCACUUCCAGUAAACCAGCUUGAGGGUCGCCUUCCCACAGAUUUAGGCCUCGUAUUCCCAAACCUUCAGGUCCUUAGAAUCCACACCAAUCAAUUCAGUGGACCAAUUCCUUCUACACUAUCCAAUGCCUCAGAACUUGUGAUGUUUUCCAUCGCAAAUAACAUGUUUACAGGGAACGUUCCGAGCUUGGCAAGCAUGAGGCAUCUCGAGAAUCUUGGACUCUUUGAGAACAAUCUUGGAUAUAGGGAUGUUGAUGACUUGAAUUUUCUGUCUUCUCUAGUUAACUGCACCAAUUUGAGUGCUAUAUCCAUCAGUGACAACAAUUUUGGUGGACUGCUUCCAGAAUAUAUAAGCAACUUCUCUACGAAGCUCAGGACUAUUGGAUUCGGAAGGAAUUAUAUUCAUGGAACCAUUCCAACUGAAAUUGGCAAUCUCAUUCAAUUGGAGGCAUUGGGUUUGGAGAGUAACCAACUGACUGGUUCUAUACCAAGUUCACUGGGGAAACUAAAAAAACUGAAUGAUUUGUUUUUGAAUAUGAACAAACUCUCAGGGACAAUCCCCCACUCUUUUGGAAAUUUGUCUGCGCUAGGGAGAUGUAAUCUGAGGUUGAACAACUUGACAGGAGCCAUACCAUCAAGUCUUGGAGAAAACCAGAAUUUGCUGAUGCUGGCUCUUUCUCAGAACCAUCUAACUGGUACAAUACCAAAAGAGUUAUUGAGUGUUUCAUCUUUAUCCAUUGCUCUGGAUCUUUCUGAGAAUUUUUUGACUGGCUCCAUUCCCUUGGAAGUGGGGAAAUUGGUAAACCUUGGCUAUUUGCAUAUUUCAGACAACUUGUUAACUGGGGCUAUUCCAUCUACUCUCAGUGGUUGCACAAACUUAGAAGAUCUUAACUUGGGUGGGAACUUCCUUCAGGGCUCUAUACCUCAGUCUUUGAGUGCUUUGAGAGGUCUUGAAAAUCUCGACCUCUCUCGCAACCAUUUGUCAGGCCAAAUUCCGUCUUACUUGCAGGAGUUAAGAUUUCUGAGCUAUUUGAAUUUAUCCUUCAACAAUUUGGAAGGUGAGGUUCCCACUCAAGGAGUGUUCAAAAAUAGAACUGCUUUGUCAAUUAUUGGAAAUAAGCAACUUUGCGGCGGUAUACCUGAAUUGAAUCUACCAAGAUGCAGUUUGAAUAAUCCCACAAAGGAGAAAUUAUCCAUGACAUGGAAGGUAAUCAUCUCAGUUGCUGGUGGACUGGUGGCAAGUCUUCUGGUCUUAUGUUCUCUGCUUUUUUUCUGGUCAAGGAAGAAAAGAAAUAAGCUGGAUUCAGGUCCAUUGCCAAGAGUUUCCUAUUUUGUUGUAUCUUACAAUGACCUUCUUAAAGCCACCAAUGAGUUCUCUUCCAACAAUCUAAUUGGAGUCGGCAGUUACGGGUCCGUUUAUAAAGGAACUCUCAGUCAGGAUGGAGGAGUUGUUGCAGUUAAAGUGUUCAACCUUCAACAUAGAAGAGCAUCAAAGAGUUUUCUAGCAGAAUGUGAAGCCCUUAGAAACAUUAAACACCGAAAUCUUGUCAAAAUUCUUUCUGCAUGUUUGGGUUUCGAUUUUCAAGGAAACGAUUUCAUGGCAUUGGUUUAUGAUUUCAUGGUUAAUGGGAGCUUAGAGAAGUGGCUACAUCCAGUAAACCAGGAAGAGGGCCAAGGAUAUUUAAAUAUCACUAAAAGGCUUAGUAUUGCCAUUGAUGUAGCUAGUGCUUUGGAUUAUCUGCACAAUGGCAGCCCCAUGCCAAUAGCUCACUGUGACUUGAAGCCUAGCAAUGUUCUUUUGGAUGCUGACAUGACUGCUCACAUUGGAGAUUUUGGAUUGGCAAAAAUUAUGGCUCAAACUUCCUUCCGAAAAGUAUCAACCGAAACCGGGUCAAUCGGUAUUAGAGGCUCCAUUGGUUAUGCUCCUCCAGAGUACGGUAUGGGAAGCGAGGUUUCGACAUACGGCGAUGUGUACAGUUAUGGCAUCCUUUUGUUGGAGAUGUUCACUGGAAAGAGGCCAACUGAUGAUAUGUUCAAAGAUGGCUUGACCUUGAACAACUAUGUUCUUUCAGCUCUACCCGACCGAGUCGAACAAGUAGUGGAUCCAACCAUGCACCUUCAAGGACUAGAGGGAGUAGAUAACAACAAUACUAUGCUUGAGAAGAACUAUGUUCUUAUGACUUUACCCAACCUGGUAGAACGAAUAGCAGAUCCAACAACGAGUGUUCGAAAACCAGAGGGAACAGGCAAAAAUAAUGCUAUGCCUCAGGCUAAUCAAUCUCUCAGAAUUAAAGAGUGCUUGUUUUCCAUUUUCAGCAUAGGAGUGGCAUGUUCUGCCCAAGUACCUAGCCAGAGAAUGAAUAUCAGUGAUGCUGUUGCCCAACUACGCCUUGCAAGAGAAAUUUUUUCAUAGGGAUUGGAUGUAUGAGCACAAUGCCUUGGCAAAAACUUAGCAAGCUGUCAAGCCUCACUGAUCACUAAAACCGAGUCGUGAGGUUGCAUUUUGUUCAUGUUUUUUAGUAGAUUUUCGUUGUCUCGCUCGAGAAAUACUAUACAUUUGUAUCCAUUUUGCAAGGAAGAUUCAAAGUAUGCAAAAAACUUAUAA